CUCUGGGCCAAUGAAGGGAGGACCAAUAGCCUCCACCUGCCGCCACCCGCGCCGCCGCCCCCGCCCUUAGCGGCUCGGCGGGUAAGGCACCGGCGAGGCCGCUGCGGGGCUCCCGAGUCACCGCUGCCCGGCGGGGCAGGCCCCGCUUCCCGCAGCCUGCCCUGCCCAGCCCGUGCCUCGUCCCGUUCGCCGCCGGGACGGGAUGAAGCUACGCAGCGAGCGGCUUCCGCCGGCGGCCGCAGAGGCGCCAGCAGAGAACUGCAGCGGUGCUGCUUUAUUUGCAAAGGCAGAGGAGCUGCUGCUGAAGAAAGUGGCAGAUGGAGAUCCUCGGGCAUGUUUUCUAAAAGGACAGCUGUACUAUGAAGAGGGGUUGUAUGAAGAAGCAUUAACAGAAUUUGAAAAAAUCAAGGAUACAGAUUUUCAAGCAAUGUAUCAGCUUGGUGUCAUGCAUUAUGAUGGACUAGGCACUAAAGAAGACCCUGAAAAAGGAGUGGAAUAUAUGAAGAAAAUACUCGACUCUGAUUCACCAAAAGCAAAACACUUGAAGUUUGCAGCUGCAUACAAUCUUGGCAGAGCACAUUAUGAAGGCUGUGGUGUUAAACAGUCAACUCGAGAGGCUGAAAGGUUAUGGCUUAUUGCUGCAGACCAUGGGAACCCAAAAGCGAGUGUGAAAGCCCAGGCUACUUUAGGAAUGUUCUAUUCUGUGGCAGUUCUGAAAGAUCUGAAGAAGGCCUUUUUCUGGCAUUCAGAAGCAUGUGGCAAUGGAAAUCUGGAAUCACAGGGAGCGCUUGGUGUUAUGUAUCUCUAUGGACAAGGUAUACAUCAAAACACUAAGGCUGCUUUGGAGUGUUUGAGAGAAGCAGCAGAACGUGGAAAUAUCUAUGCUCAAGGCCAUCUUGUGGAAUAUUAUUACAAAAGAAAAUUUUACUCCACAGCUGCUGCCUUAGCCAAAAGGGUUACAGAAAAUGAUGACAUCGAUAUGUUAGCAGCAGUAACUGAUUGUCUUCCUACAUAUAUAGCAAAGGGAGUUGCUAUGGCUGCUUUCUACUUGGCUAGAUGUUUCCAGCUUGGCCUAGGUGUGCAGCAAGAUCAAGCUGCUGCUAAAAAAUACUAUUCUAAGGCAUGCCUUCUGGAUCCUGGUGUUGCUGCUGACCUUGAACUGACAGCUAAUCUUGGGAGAAUUUAGUGCUUCCUUCAACUCCGAGUGGUAUACAAAUGUAUUUCCCACAAUAAACCAUCUUUAAUCUUCA
Messenger RNA from Pogoniulus pusillus (Red-fronted tinkerbird), 1250 nucleotides. It is a transcript of the gene LRP2BP, whose product is annotated as LRP2 binding protein. The coding region runs from base 203 to 1186 and encodes 327 amino acids. The transcript is spliced from 8 exons. NCBI's taxonomy places the organism in Eukaryota, Metazoa, Chordata, Aves, Piciformes, Lybiidae. Gene Ontology annotation, molecular function: protein binding. The record is from RefSeq and is a predicted model, not a curated record.